Momordica charantia (bitter melon) is the source of this 308-nucleotide messenger RNA. The record is from RefSeq and is a predicted model, not a curated record. Lineage: Eukaryota; Viridiplantae; Streptophyta; Magnoliopsida; Cucurbitales; Cucurbitaceae.
CAUCCCAAUUUUCUCUCGACUUCGCUCUCUCUGAUCUCUCUCUGUCUCUGUCUAAAAUGGCGAGAUAUAGAAAACCAGUGUUACGAAUAAAGGAUGAAGAUGAUGUGGGGAAGAAGGCGAUGUCGCUGGGACAGCACGGCGGCGCCGGAGGAUUCCUUUGGGACGACGGAGUUUUCUCAUCAAUAAAGCAGCUGGUUAUUAAUCAUGGGAGAUGCGUCGACUCCAUUCGGACCGAAUAUGACGACAAUGGAAGCUCAAUUUGGUCAAGGAGGCACGGUGGAAAUGGUGGUUUGAGAUCUGAGUGCUAA